This is a messenger RNA of Artibeus jamaicensis (Jamaican fruit-eating bat), 693 nucleotides long. RefSeq names its product BPI fold containing family A member 2 (gene BPIFA2). The record is from RefSeq and is a predicted model, not a curated record. The transcript has 7 exons. Gene Ontology annotation, molecular function: lipid binding. Bases 1 to 693 code for a protein of 230 amino acids. NCBI's taxonomy places the organism in Eukaryota, Metazoa, Chordata, Mammalia, Chiroptera, Phyllostomidae.
AUGUUUCAGCUUUGGAAAGUUGUUCUCUUGUGUGCCCUGCUCACUGGGACCUCAGCAUCACUUCUUGGGAACCUUGGCAAUGACCUAAAAAAUGUUAUCAAUAAAGGACAUGAGAUCGUUGAGGAUACAGUUCAAACUGUGGCUGGAAACCUAAAGCAUGACCUUGACAGCCUUCAGAACUCCAAGCUUGGGCAACUGACUGAGCAGGUGUUACAGAAAGCUGAGGAUCUGUUGGCUGGUGCUGUUUCCAAAGUCUUGUCAGUUAAGAAGGACAUUUUGGGAUUGAAAGUCAGUAACGUCCAGCUCCUGGAUGUCAAACCGAAACUGACUUCUGAUGGCCAUGGACUUAACGUGAGCAUCCCCAUCAGCGCUGACGUCGAACUGGCCCUGCCUGUCAUUGGAAAUACAGCUGACCUGAAGCUCUCCGUGGACCUCCUGAACGGUGUCAGCAUUGAAACCCAGGAUGGAAAAUCCAAAGUGGCCGUGUCACAAUGCAUCAGCGACCCAGCUAGCAUCUCAUUGAGCUUGCUGGACAGACACACUGGCCUUUGCUCUAGUCUCACAGAUGCUGUGUCCAGCUUCCUGAGUGAGACGUUGUCCACCCUGGUGGAGAAGCAGGUAUGCCCAUUGGUCAGACUCUUUGUCAGCUCACUGGGUGUGGAUUAUAUACAGAAUACCAUCGGUAAGUCAUAG